UUCUGAUGACUAUAAAUGGCGAUUCUCUACCAAGGUGUCUUUAUUUAAAAAAAAAAAAAAUCGUUUCGUGUCAUCCCCCACGUCAGGCCGGCUCGUGGGCGUGAGGCUGUACUUCCUCCGCCCCCUCCUAAUGGAGUGAACCAUUCCCAGCUCUCCCCCUCCCUCGGCCUCUCUCUCUCUCUUUCUCUCCCUUCCUCGCUCCCUCUCUUUCUCUCCUCCCUCUGCCUUCCCCGUGCAUAAAGUCUCCGUCGCUCCUGGAACUUGUUGGCAAUGCCUAUUUUUCAGCUUUCCCCCGCGUUCUCCAAACUAACUAUUUAAAGGUCUGCGGUCGCAAAUGGUUUGACUAAACGUAGGAUGGGACUUAAGUUGAACGGCAGAUAUAUUUCACUGAUCCUCGCGGUGCAAAUAGCGUACCUGGUGCAGGCCGUGAGAGCAGCGGGCAAGUGCGAUGCAGUCUUUAAGGGCUUUUCAGACUGUUUGCUCAAGCUGGGCGACAGCAUGGCCAACUACCCGCAGGGCCUGGACGACAAGACGAACAUCAAGACCGUGUGCACAUACUGGGAGGAUUUCCACAGCUGCACGGUCACGGCCCUUACGGAUUGCCAAGAAGGGGCGAAAGAUAUGUGGGAUAAACUGAGAAAAGAAUCCAAAAAUCUCAACAUCCAAGGCAGCUUAUUCGAACUCUGCGGCGGCGGCAACGGGGCGGCGGGGCCCCUGCUCCCUGCGCUGCCCGUGCUCCUGGUGUCUCUCUCGGCAGCUUUAGCGACCUGGCUUUCCUUCUGAGCGCCGGGUCGGCUCCCCUCGCGCGCGCCCGCACUCACGCCAUGCUCCCGGAAACCGAGAGGAAGAUCCAUACGUUCUUUGGGGACGUUGUGAUUCUCUGUGAUGCUGAAAACACUCAUAUGGGAAUUGUGGGAAAUCCUGAUUCUCUUUCUGAUUUCGUUUGGUUCCUUGUGUUUCAUUUGCCAAAUGUUACCGAUCAGUGAGCAAGCGAGCACAGCCAAAACUCGGACCUCAGCUUCAGUCCGUCUUCACACAGAAAUACGAAAACGGCAAACCCACCCCAUUCUUUUUUUUUCUUUAAUUUUUAUUUUUUUGGCACAAGAAUCUCAGGAACGGCCCUGGGCCGCCUACUAUAUUAAUCAUGUGAAUACAUGACCAAUGAUGGGCUCCUCCUAACAGGAAAGAGGAGAGGAGAAGGCCAGGGAAAUGCAUUGAAGAGAGCAGCAUCUCGUGAAUAAUUCACGCUCACUGUCUUUCUAACACAGAAUCUUGUUUUGAUCAUUUCCACUGCACAUUUCUCCUCGAGAAAAGUGAAAGGACAGAUGGUUGGCCUUGUGUUUCAAGGCUACGAUGGGGAGAGGGAGGGAGUUGAGGAAA
This is a messenger RNA of Bubalus bubalis (water buffalo), 1380 nucleotides long. It is a transcript of the gene NRN1, whose product is annotated as neuritin 1. The record is from RefSeq and is a predicted model, not a curated record. Bases 355 to 783 code for a protein of 142 amino acids. Gene Ontology annotation, biological process: nervous system development; neuron projection extension. The transcript has 3 exons. NCBI's taxonomy places the organism in Eukaryota, Metazoa, Chordata, Mammalia, Artiodactyla, Bovidae. Gene Ontology annotation, cellular component: plasma membrane.